AUGUCAAGUCUUAGCUACACCAAUACCAUUGAUGAGUCCACAAGUCAGUCCAUGGAUCUGAUUACAAUAUCUGACAUAUUUGACACUGAGAAUUUUGGUGAAUUCUGGAUUGUUGCGAGGAUCAAUGGUAUUGAGUCACCCACAGAUUGGUUCUAUACUUCCUGUCCAAAAAAGGGUUGUAACAAGAAAUUAGAACUCUCAGAAGGGGUGAACAAAUGUUUCAAGUGUGUGCAAGUUCAUAAUACCCAUGUUCUAAGGUAUAAACUUAGGGUACGUGUUGUGGACAUGAAAGGUAAUGCUUCAUUCUUGAUAUGGGAUCGAGAGUGCAUGGAGUUAAUUGGGAUUCCAGCUGCUGAUUUAUAUGACAGUUAUACAGAUUCAAGUGCCCCUCCAAAGGAGAUACUAGCUUUGGUUGGUAGGAGUAUGUUAUUCAGAAUUUUAGUUAGGAAGGACCAGUUUCUCAACUUUCCAACCUCAUUUCCUGUUCUAAGGAUUAACACUGACCAACAACUCCUAGCACAACUAAGCCCUGACAUUCUAAGCUUGAAGGAGGAUGAUAUAAACACUGGAUUGCAGCUAAGUGAUGGGGAUGAUGACUUCUUUGAGAGUUUUCUGAGUGAUGAAGCUGACAGCCCAAUUGCAACUCUGCCGCCAGUUACUCAUGAUGCUACUGAGGGACCUGUCAAGAGGUGCUUAAUCGAUCAGUUUUCUUCGACACAGGGAUGCAAAAAAGUGAAGCAGCAGAGAAUUAUGAAAGAUUCACAUCAUGUAAUCAGCAAGGAGUACCUUUCAAUAGAACUUUUAUACUUUCAGUCCACAAAUAGCCUGAAAAUGGGUAACAAUGAUGACGGCAAACUACAGGAAGAUAUAGUGGAAGAUAUUAAGCAAGAUUUGGAUGAGCAUAAUGUGUUAGUUAAAACAUUCCGUUUUGCAAAAUCCAAAAUGGAGAAUAAUCCAAGUGUAGAGUAUAAGAUAAGGUUGAUUGGCAAGCGAAACGGUGAUGCACGGACUUACAACUUACCAACUGCAUCAGAGGUUGCUGCUUUAAUUGUAGGAGAUUUAUCCGCUACGUCAGGUAACCGAGAUAUUUUGGUGGAGACUAAUGCAGGAUCCCUAAAGAGGAUAAAUGAGCUUAACCCAGCGUAUUUGCCGUUGCAAUAUCCGUUACUGUUUCCCUAUGGAGAAGACGGUUAUAGGGAAGAUAUUCAAUUCAACAUCUCGAGGAAGAAGGAAAGUGGAGGUAGAGUCCGUGUUUCACAACGUGAGUUCUUCGCAUAUAGGAUGCAUGACAGGUUUAAUGAAGUGUCAACAAUACUAUAUGCCAAGAGACUGUUCCAACAAUUUUUGGUCGAUGCAUACACCAUGGUUGAAUCCAGCAUGUUGUUGUUUAUUAGGAACAAUCAAAAGGCUUUAAGGUGUGAAGCCUACAAAGGACUAUCCGAUGCAUUGACUAGAGGUGAAGUGGAUACAGCCCGUCAAGGUAAACGAAUCAUCUUACCAUCCAGCUUCACAGGCGGGGCUAGGUACAUGAUUCAGAAUUACCAGGAUGCGAUGGCUAUCUGUAGACACAAGGGAUAUCCAAAUUUGUUUAUAACGUUUACCUGUAAUCCAAAGUGGCCAGAAAUACAAAGGUACUUGAAAAAAUGUCAGCUGAAGGCUGAAGACAUACCUGAUAUUGUAUGUAGGGUCUUCAAAAUGAAGCUUGAUUGUUUGGUUAAAGAGAUAAGGGCAGGUCAUCUCUUUGGUGUUGUCACAGCAGUUGUCUAUACUAUUGAAGUCCAAAAGCGUGGGUUACCACAUGCCCACAUUUUAAUCUUCCUUGAAAGAGUACAAAGCUUAUCCACAGCCGCAUGCAUGGACAAUUUCAUUUCUGCUGAAAUUCCAGACAAAGAGGAAGAUUAUGAGUACUACAAAGCUGUAGAAGAAUUUAUGAUUCAUGAACCGUGUGGACUACACAAGACUACCUCUCCAUGCAUGGUGAACAACAAGUGUUCUAAACACUUUCCGAAGAAAUUUGUUGAGGUUUCUUCUUGGGAUGCUGAAGGCUACCCAAUAUACAAGCGUUCUGAUAAUGGUAGAUUUGUGCAAAAGAAUGAGGUCCAAUUAGAUAGUCGAUACGUGGUUCCACAUAAUAGAUACCUACUUCUCAAAUACAAAGCACACAUUAAUGUUGAAUGGUGUAACCAGUCGAGGUCAAUCAAGUACCUCUUCAAGUAUGUCAACAAAGGAAAUGACAGGGUGACUGCUGAGUUCUAUAAGAGUACUAACGAGGAUGGUCAAGAUGAGGUUGUUGAUGAAAUAAGCAUGUUUUAUGAUUGCAGAUAUGUAUCUGCAUGCGAAGCUGCGUGGAGGCUCCUUAGCUACGACGUCCAAUUCAGGCAACCUCCCGUAGAACGACUUAGCUUUCACUUGCAAGAUUGUCAAUCUAUUAUUUUUGAGGACGAUGACAAGAUAGAAGAUGUUCUCAACAGACCCACGGUAAAUCAAAGCAUGUUCACUGCAUGGUUCGAUGCAAACAAGACUUUUGAUGCUGCUAAACAAUUGGCUUAUAUUGACAUGCCUACCAAGUUUGUUUGGAAGAAGGAUAUCAGACAACCUGAAAAUGUUUGGAAUGCAGUAUGGCAUCACCUUGCUGAAAACAUGCAAUACAACAGACGAACAGCCUUGCAGGAUAAAGAUAUUUGUUUAUCGGAGGAGGAAAAAAAGAAUUUAGCAUUGAUUGAGAUUGAGCGACUGUUACAGUUAUACAAUAAGUCUUUGAAAGAUUAUCCUCAAAUGCCAAUUCCAAACUUUGACGAUUCAUGGUUAGUUCAUAAUCGUUUGGUUUUUGAAGAGUUGGCUUAUGACCGUGCUGCACUAGGUAAGGAGACCGAACAAAUGGAGGAGCAGCUAACUGAUGAACAAAGAGUGGUUUAUGAUACUGUUAUCAAUGAUGUAAGCCAAAACAUGGGUGGUCUGUAUUUCGUUUAUGGCUAUGGAGGUACAGGAAAAACAUUUGUUUGGAAGGCAAUAUCAUGCAAGAUCCGAUCCAUGGGAGAUAUUGUAAUCAAUGUUGCGUCAAGUGGCAUCGCAUCACUGCUACUACCUGGAGGAAGAACAGCACAUUCUAGGUUUGCAAUACCAAUUGUGUUAACAGAGGACUCCACAUGCAACAUCAUGCCUGGCAGCCAACUUGCAGAACUCAUGACUAUGGCUAAACUUAUUAUAUGGGAUGAAGCACCAAUGAUGCACAGACACUGUUUUGAAGCUCUAGACAGAACUAUGCGCGAUCUAAUGAGAUCAAAAGAUCCUCACAGUGAGGGGAAAACCUUUGGAGGAAAAACAGUUGUAUUUGGAGGUGACUUUAGACAAAUACUGCCAGUCAUUCCUAAAGGAUCUAGACAAGAUAUUGUCCAAGCAACAAUAAAUGCUUCUNCCUGCCGGUCCAGACACCACUCACACCAAUCGACGGCGCCUCUGCCUCGCCAGUCGCCGCAGCAUCGCCAUACGCCAGACGCCCAGAUAUCAGUUGCUGCCUUGCUGGUUUCUGCAGUGCACUUGUGCCCUAAUCGCCACUCCUGCUGGUGGCACGAUGAGCUAAGUGUGCUGGUGAUGAUGGAAACUCCAAGACAACUUCGAAUAUGA
This is a messenger RNA of Ipomoea triloba (trilobed morning glory), 3624 nucleotides long. RefSeq lists its product as uncharacterized. The coding region runs from base 1 to 3624 and encodes 1207 amino acids. NCBI's taxonomy places the organism in Eukaryota, Viridiplantae, Streptophyta, Magnoliopsida, Solanales, Convolvulaceae. The record is from RefSeq and is a predicted model, not a curated record. Gene Ontology annotation, molecular function: DNA helicase activity. Gene Ontology annotation, biological process: DNA repair; telomere maintenance. The transcript is spliced from 10 exons.